Scaptodrosophila lebanonensis is the source of this 1671-nucleotide messenger RNA. RefSeq names its product fork head domain-containing protein crocodile (gene croc). Gene Ontology annotation, molecular function: RNA polymerase II cis-regulatory region sequence-specific DNA binding; DNA-binding transcription factor activity, RNA polymerase II-specific. Gene Ontology annotation, biological process: regulation of transcription by RNA polymerase II; anatomical structure morphogenesis; cell differentiation. The coding region runs from base 109 to 1671 and encodes 520 amino acids. The record is from RefSeq and is a predicted model, not a curated record. Lineage: Eukaryota; Metazoa; Arthropoda; Insecta; Diptera; Drosophilidae. The transcript has a single exon.
CAACAACAAUAACAACAACUUAAAGUCAAUCUGCAACAACAUCGUAUUGAAGCGAAAGAUAGAGAUUAUAUCGUAGUACCUCGAAUUACUGGACACAAAUUGCCGGCCAUGCACACACUCUUCACCGAUCAGAACUCCUUUUCGCGGCAUUAUGCGCAGACCGCCGGCUAUACGACGGCCGCUGCUGCUGCGAGCGCUGCCGGAGCCAUGAGCAGCGCUUCCGCAGCGGCAGCAGCUCAUUACGCAUACGAUCAGUACUCGAGAUAUCCGUAUUCGGCCAGUGCCUACGGCCUGGGAGCGCCGCAUCAGAACAAGGAGAUCGUGAAGCCGCCGUAUUCAUAUAUCGCUCUGAUCGCCAUGGCCAUACAGAAUGCAGCGGACAAGAAGGUGACGUUGAAUGGCAUCUAUCAGUAUAUAAUGGAGCGAUUCCCCUAUUAUCGGGACAAUAAGCAGGGCUGGCAGAACUCAAUACGCCACAAUCUCAGCCUGAACGAGUGCUUUGUGAAGGUGGCGCGCGAUGACAAGAAGCCGGGCAAAGGUUCCUACUGGACACUCGAUCCGGACUCGUACAAUAUGUUCGAUAAUGGCUCGUUCUUGCGCCGACGCCGGCGCUUCAAGAAGAAGGAUGUGAUGCGCGAGAAGGAGGAGGCCAUUAAGCGGCAGGCCAUGAUGAAUGAGAAGCUGGCGGAGAUCAAGCCACUCAAGCUAAUGACCAAUGGCAUUCUAGAGGCUAAGCACAUGGCGGCGCAUGCACACUUCAAGAAGGAGCCCCUAAUGGACCUGGGCUGUCUGGGGGGUAAGGAUGCGCAUGGUGGCUUGAGCUCGGCCAUGCUGAACUCCUGCCACGACAGCUUGGCCCAAAUGAAUCAUCUGACUGGCGGUGUGGAGCAUGCCGGCUUCACCGUCGACUCCCUCAUGAAUGUCUACAAUCCGCGCAUCCACCACAGCGCCUAUCCGUAUCAUCUCAAUGAGGAUAACUUGACCGUGGCCUCUAGUCAAAUGCAUCAUGCCCAUCAUGCGGCGGCGGCGCAUCACGCCCAGCUCCGGCACGUCGCCCAUGUCUCGCAUCCACUGACUCCGGGCGGUCAUGGUGGGCCCGGCGGCUUAGUUCAAUCAUCGGGCGCUUCACCCACAACGAUCUCAACACCGCACGGACCGGCGCAUGGUGGUUGGUAUACGCCUGAGACGCCGCCAUCCGAGCCAAUUAGCAAUGGCAAUAACAAUAGCAGCAACAACAACAACAACAAUGCCGGCACACCCACACAUGGCAACAACAACAGCAGUGUCGGCAGCGUUCACAACAACAACAAUAACAAUGCAGGCAGCAACAACAACAACAAUGUGAGCGGCAUACUGACGAGCAGUCCAUCGGCCGCCCUUGGCCACACCUCCCUCGGAUUCCGCGACAUGAUAUUCGAGCAGAACCAAUCCUGCCAACUGGACACGGGCAGUCCCACCGGCAGCAUACAGUCGGCCAGUCCGCCGGCCAGUGCCAGCGUCGCAGCAGCGUCGGCGGCGGCAGCAGCGGCCGUAAUCAGCAGCCACCACCAUCACCAUCAUCAUCAUGCGUUGAGCGGGAAUUUGGGGAAUCUGGGCAACCUCAGCAAUCUAAGCCACUAUCGGCCGCAUGUGGGCCACUAUCAGGAGUAUGGCAUCAAGUAUGGCGUCUAG